AUGUCGGAUGAGAAAUCCACCCCCAUCGAGGUCGAGGCGCCCGAGGCCAGUAGCUCUGAAGAGCUGCCGCUAUGGACCGAAGCCGAGGAGACGGCCGUCAGGCACAAGCUUGAUUGGCAGAUUGUGCCCACCGUCACGGUUCUAUACUUGCUGUGCUUUCUCGACCGUGCCAACAUCGGAAACGCGCGAAUCCAAGGCAUGGACAAAGAGCUGGACCUCAGUGGCUAUCGCUUCAACUGGGCUCUCUCCAUCUUCUAUAUCGUCUAUCUGUGCUUUGAGGUUCCCAGCAACAUCGUUCUGAAAAGAGUCGGGCCGCGUUACUUCAUUCCUGGGCUCGUGGUUGGCUUUGGAUUUGUGUCAUUGUGUACCGCCUUCGUCAAGACAUUCGAGCAGUUAUGCGGACUGCGUGCUUUGCUUGGCGUCUUUGAGGGCGGUGCCAUGCCCGGUAUCGCCUUCUUCCUAAGUUCUUUUUACAAGCGAAAGGAGUUGUACUUCAGAGUCGGCAUAUACGUCUCAGCCGCGUCGAUGGCAGGAGCAUUCGGAGGACUCCUGGCAACCGUCCUGACCCGGAUUCCCGCGUGGGGCACGGCCGCGGCACCCAUCGCCGGCUGGCGCAACAUCUUUUUCUUCGAAGGCCUUAUCACCAUGAUCAUCGGCGUGCUGGCACCUAUCAUCCUGCCCCAGAGUCCCUCUACGUCGAAGCGCCUUAACGACCGCGAGAAGUGGAUCGCGGAGGAGCGGCUCCGGCUCGAGCACAAGUCCGACUCCAACGAGAACGUCAAGCCGAAGCACAUCAAGAGAGCCGUGUUCAACAUCAUGAACUACAUAUGCGCCGGCGGAUUCUUCAUGAUCAACAUCACCGUCCAGGGCAUGUCCGUCUUCAUGCCCACCGUACUAGCGGAUCUGGGCUGGACCGCGACAAAGGCGCAACUGUACAGCGUACCUCCCUACGUCCUUGCGUCGCUGGUUGCUAUUGCCAUCGCGUUCGUGAGCGACAAAACCAAAAUGCGUGGAAUAUACCUGGCUGCAUUCACAUUCCUAGGCAUUACAGGAUUUUCAAUCCUCAGAUGGAGUGACAGCGCCAAUCUCAAGUACAUGGGGAUUUACUUUGUCGCUAUUGGCGCGUUCCCAGGAGGCCCCGGUUUCCUAUCUUGGGGUCUCAACAACUCGGCCGGGCCGGCUGUGCGCGCCGUAUCGGGUGGUUACAUCGUCUCACUCGGAACUGCAGGCGGUAUCGUGGCAACUUGGGCGUACCUGGCCAAAGACGGACCUACCUACCCUAUCGGACAUUCCAUCAACCUGGGCGCUCAGUUCGCUGUCCUAUUCCUGUCACUGCUUGGCAUAGUAUACUGCAUGUGGGAGAAUCGGCUGAGGGCCAGAGGCGGCCGCGACUACAGGCUAGAGGGUUUAACCGAAGAGCAGAAGGCAGAUUUGGGAUACAGACACCCCGAGUUUAGGUAUAUUGCGUGA
Messenger RNA from Neoarthrinium moseri, 1470 nucleotides. RefSeq lists its product as uncharacterized. Gene Ontology annotation, cellular component: membrane. NCBI's taxonomy places the organism in Eukaryota, Fungi, Ascomycota, Sordariomycetes, Amphisphaeriales, Apiosporaceae. Gene Ontology annotation, biological process: transmembrane transport. The record is from RefSeq and is a predicted model, not a curated record. Bases 1 to 1470 code for a protein of 489 amino acids. Gene Ontology annotation, molecular function: transmembrane transporter activity. The transcript has 3 exons.